CUUCAUCCAGUCACACGCUCUUCAGAGAGGACGCUGAUAUCGACGAUGGCUGAUCACGAACUGGUUCUGAAAUGCUGGGGGAGCGUCGAGGCCGACUUCGAGGGCACCGGAGGAGAAGUUCUGACCCGUCUGUUUAAGCAGCAUCCCGAGACUCAGAAGCUGUUCCCGAAGUUCGUGGGCAUCGCUCCGUCUGAUCUGGCGGGGAACGCUGCGGUGAACGCCCACGGAGCGACCGUGCUGAAGAAGCUGGGCGAGCUGCUGAAGGCCAGAGGAGAUCACGCUGCCAUCCUCAAACCGCUGGCCACCACUCACGCCAACAAGCACAAGAUCGGCCUCAACAACUUCAGGCUGAUCACGGAGGUGCUGGUGAAGGUGAUGGCGGAGAAGGCGGGGCUGGACGCCGCUGGACAGAGCGCGCUCAGGAAAGUCAUGGACGUCGUGAUCGGAGACAUCGACGUUUACUACAAGGAGUUCGGAUUCGCCGGUUAAACGACACGCUGAGCGUCACGAACGCAGCGGCAUCACAGAAAAAAAACGCUCGUCUUGUUCAUGCAUUAGUCAGCAGAAAUUACUGUGCAGCUAAUAUGAUUAGAAACUAUCUGCAGAGAACAAAUCAUGUCUAAAAUCCAAAUAAACGUACAACUGUCUGUAUAGGUGUUAGUCAGGACAGCGCUAUGUUUCAUUUCUACAGGAAUGAAUACGAGGCUGGAGCUGAAGUGACGUUAAUUACAGCGCGGUCACUGGACGACACACUGAUUGUUCAGCUGACCACACUCAGUACAACUUUGUCUAGACAAAAACUCAAAAAGAAAGUUGAUGAAAGCCUCGUUUCAUCUGCGUUAGAUCCAAGAUGGCGCCUGACCUGAUUAAUGUAAACGUGCCUUAGAACGAGCAGAGCCAAUCACGUCAGGUGUCGAGUGUCAGCUGAUCUGAUGACGUCAUGGCGGUGACUGUUAGGGUCUCAGGAGGAGCCUCAGAUUUGGACUAAACUUCAUCUGAACUGCACUCGAGUGAUUGCACAUGAAUAAAAUGAGUUCAAUUUGGGAGAAAAAAAA
Carassius auratus (goldfish) is the source of this 1055-nucleotide messenger RNA. Its product is annotated as myoglobin. The transcript is spliced from 4 exons. Gene Ontology annotation, cellular component: extracellular exosome. Bases 46 to 489 code for a protein of 147 amino acids. The record is from RefSeq and is a predicted model, not a curated record. Gene Ontology annotation, biological process: oxygen transport. NCBI's taxonomy places the organism in Eukaryota, Metazoa, Chordata, Actinopteri, Cypriniformes, Cyprinidae. Gene Ontology annotation, molecular function: heme binding; oxygen binding.